ACUCUCGUUCUUUCUCUUUGUAUAUAUUCUACUUUAACGCCCACUUUUCUUCCUCUUCUCUUCUUAUAUCUUCACCAUCUCAAUCUAUUCCCAUUCUCGCUCUUUACCACCAUUUCUACCUCCUCCUCCUCUGCCGCCAUCCCAUCCUGCUCCCUAUUAUUCCUCAUCUUCCUAAAAUGGCCUCAAACAAAAACAUAAACAUUGAUUUGCAGUUGCAACAAAUCAAAACCGCCCUUCCUCCAAGAAAAAGAGCUAAGACUCAAGAGGAAAAAGAGCAGAGGCGUAUUGAGCGAAUUCUCAGAAACAGAAGAGCUGCUCAUGCCUCCAGGGAGAAAAAGAGAAAACAUGUCGAAUUCCUAGAAAAAUCUGUCAGCGAUCUAGAGAUUAAUCUCAAAAAUUCAAAAUUCAGAGAACUAAAACUAAUUCAAUUAAACCAAAAGUUAAUAGACAGAAUCAAAUCUCUCAACGGCUCCAUCUCUGACAUUGAUACAAACAUCCUAAACAACGAUUACGAUUCCUCAAUCUUGCUAGACUCAAUCAUUUCUUCUUCAAACUCCACCUCUGCUGACUCCCCCUCCUCCCUUUCUACUCCUUCACUAACUUCCUCUGCUGCUUCUUCUCUUGCUUCUUCUCCUUCACCUCCCUCUCCUGCUUCCACUUCUUUUCUUCUAGACGAUUCACACUUAGACUCUCUUUCUGCCGCUGAUCCUCAAAUCAAAUCAGAGCUCUCAGACGCUAUUAUACCUCCAAAUUUUAACUUCACUUCUCUCCAAAACAAACUUUCUCUCUACAAUAACACUACUAUCAAUACCAACAACAUCAACACUAAAAACUACAACAUUAAAAAAUCUCCUUCUUCAUCCACAAUCAAAUCAUUCAAAUCAAAAAAACACUCUAAUUCAAUCCCUCAAUUAUCUAACGAUAACCACGAUAACUCACUCGAUAUCACCUCGUCUGAUCACGAAUUCAGCUUCUCCCCAUUACCCAUCUCAAACCUAACCUCUCCAGAAUCUGAAUCUCUAACAAUCGAUCCUGAUUAUCUUCCUAAAUUACCAAAUCCAAUCUAUUCUUUCCCUUCCUAUCUCUCCAACAACAAUAACAACAAUACUUCUAAUAAUAAUAAUAGUAAUAAUAAUAAUAACACCAAUAAUUCUAGUGAUAAUGGUGAUAAUGAUAAUAAUGAUAAUAAUGAUAAUAAUGAUAAUAAUGAUAAUAACAGUAACACAAAUAAUGAUUCAAUCAAUAUAAACUCAAUAAUCCCUCCUUCAUUUUCUAUCAAAGACCUUAUCUCCCUUGAAACUAACAACCUCAUAAACUUUAAUCUCAACAACAUUCAAAACCAAUUUCAAAAUCAAUUUCAAUUCCAAAACCAAAAUCAAAACCAAAACUUUGUUGACUAUCUAUCUGACUCAUAUAAUCUAAAUCUUUCUUCAUCAAAUAGCAGGUUGCAUAAUCCAGCAGUGAUUAUCAAUCAUCUUCAUUCUAAUCUAUCUUCUUUAAUUAUCAAAUUCAUACCUCUCUUAUUCAUCUCAUCGCAAUAGGCCCGCAGCGCCAGCUAAUAAUUUUGAUGUCGAAGAUUUUUUAUUAUUUGAUUAAGUUAUUUAGUUAAUGAAAAAAAUAAAAAAAUAAAAUAAAAUCUUAAUUCAAUUCUACCUCUCCUUCUCCUUCUCCUUCUAUUCAUCCAAUCUGCUUAUCAAUCUCACAUCCCAUUCACCUUCUUAUCACUAUUCUCACGAGUUUAAAUUUCCUUACCAUUCCGAUUUCUAUAUCGCGAAUCAUGUGGCGCGCUUACCCUCUUAGCUGCGACUGGGUUCUUGCUGAUAUAAAUCUCGUUAUGUUGUGCAAUUUACUCUCAUGUUGAUACUCUGAUAACAAUCUGAAUGCUCCCCCUCACUUUGAUAAUCCUUUUUGUUUGUUUAGAUUAGGUUUUUAAUUAUCAUAUUUUUUUUCAAUUUGGUUUAAAAAAAAAGUUUAAAGUUUAAAAAGAAAUGAAAAGAAGC
Messenger RNA from Ascoidea rubescens DSM 1968, 2000 nucleotides. RefSeq names its product Fdo1p (gene FDO1). The coding region runs from base 177 to 1541 and encodes 454 amino acids. The transcript has a single exon. Gene Ontology annotation, biological process: positive regulation of transcription by RNA polymerase II. The record is from RefSeq and is a predicted model, not a curated record. NCBI's taxonomy places the organism in Eukaryota, Fungi, Ascomycota, Saccharomycetes, Ascoideales, Ascoideaceae. Gene Ontology annotation, molecular function: DNA-binding transcription factor activity, RNA polymerase II-specific.